AUGGGAUUUUUAAAAGUAAAGGGAACAAAAAUUGUUGAUGAAAACGAAAAGUUAGUAGUCCUCAAAGGUGCAGCCACUGGUGGCCAUCUUAAUAUGGAGAACUUUAUUACUGGGUAUCCUGGACACGAGACCGAACAUAAAAAGGUAAUCGAAAAUACAAUUGGUAAAGAAAAAAGUGACUUUUUCUUUAAUAAAUUCUAUGAAUACUUUUGGACUGAAGAUGAUGCUAAGUUUUUCAAGCAGUUGGGCUUGAACUGUUUGAGAAUUCCUUUCAAUUAUAGACAUUUCAUUAACGAUGAAGGAGACUUAUUUGAUGUGAAAGAUAUAGGGUUUAAAAGAUUAGAUGCUAUCAUUGACACUUGCUCAAAACAUGGAAUCUACACUAUUUUGGAUUUGCAUUCAGCCCCAGGAGGUCAAAACCAAGAUUGGCAUAGUGAUUCGGGAAUACAUAAGUCUCUUUUCUGGGAGUUUAAGGUUUUUCAAGAUGCUAUAGUUAAUCUUUGGAUCAAGAUUGCUACGUAUUAUCAACAUCAUGAGUACGUUGCAGGAUAUAAUUUCUUGAACGAACCUGCAGUUUCAGAUCAUAGUAAAUUGAUAAAAUACUAUGAAAGAUUAGAAAAGGAAGUAAGGAAAGUAGAUCCAAACCAUAUUUUGUUCCUUGAUGGUAAUACAUAUGCCAUGGAUUUCCGCCAAUUCCCUAAUGAAGUUCUUCCAAAUACGGUAUACGCUAUCCAUGAUUAUUCUCUUUAUGGUUUUCCAUCUAAUGACAAUGACUUAUACAAAGGAAAUAAGGAACAAAAGGAUAAGCUCAAGAGCCAAUAUGAACGUAAAAUUGAGUACAUGAGGGAUCGCAAUGUCCCAGUUUGGAAUGGUGAAUUUGGCCCGGUUUAUGCUUCUGAUUUCAGAGGAGACAAGGAUCCUGAUUUGACUAAUUUGGCACGGUAUCAAGUCCUAAAGGAUCAAUUAGAAGUAUAUAAAAGUGGUGAUCCAUCUGGGGACAAGUCUCCAAUUAGUUGGUCCAUCUGGUUAUACAAGGAUAUUGGAUUUCAAGGUAUGACAUAUGUAUCCCCAGAAUCAAAGUGGUACAGUCUUUUCGGAAAGUGGCUUGCAAAGAAAAAGGAUUUAGGUCUUGAUAGAUGGGGUAAUGAUAUUGAUCCAAAUAAUGCCAAGUUAUACACAGACUUAGAAAACCACAUAUUGUCUAAUGUACCUGAGAAACAUCGUAAAGCCCUUUACCCACAUAAUUGGACUGUGAAGGACUACCUUGCAAGGGUCACUAACGAAAUGUUGUUUAGUCAGUAUGCUCAACAUGAAUACGCAGAUUACUUUAAAGAUUUAAGUUUCGAGCAGUUAGAUGAAUUGGCAGCCUGUUUUAAAUUCGAGAACGUUGAGAAAAGACAAGAAUUAAAUAACAUUUUGAGUAAUUAUUAA
Messenger RNA from Debaryomyces hansenii CBS767, 1431 nucleotides. Its product is annotated as glycoside hydrolase family 5 protein. Lineage: Eukaryota; Fungi; Ascomycota; Pichiomycetes; Serinales; Debaryomycetaceae. The transcript has a single exon. Bases 1 to 1431 code for a protein of 476 amino acids. Gene Ontology annotation, molecular function: beta-glucosidase activity. Gene Ontology annotation, biological process: glucan catabolic process. Gene Ontology annotation, cellular component: cell surface; extracellular region. The record is from RefSeq and is a predicted model, not a curated record.